AUGCCGCCACUGGAUGACCGUCGCGCAAGACCGAGCCGCCUGGAGAACGUGUGGUCCACGCUGAGAAGCGAAGAUGGACCAUCAAAGUAUCAAAGUAAGUAAGUUGCAACCAAAAGUUGAUUCCAGGCAGGAUUUCUUGAUUUUUCACUCUGGUCUUAUCACGGAAUGAAGUUCACGGAGCGCUUCUCAAAAAUAAACUUAAAAAGGGCAAGAUCAGAUAAGAAAAAAAGAUUACGUGAAAAUGAACGCGACGAUUCGGGGGACGUCCUCGUCAUUACAGCGCCCGUCCACCGUCGGAGCACCUUGCCAACUUCUCAAAGAUGAGCGUUCCGGAAACCGUCGAGCCUCAAUGGGUCGCCGCCAACCUUGGCGUAAGUUUGUCACUCAUCCAGGCAGCCGGGUCGCAGGAGAUUCAUCGUGCGACUCGGCUGGACUAGGGCGUUGCUUAAAACUAGAAGAGCUUUGAUAUACAGCCCUUCAAGAUUCUCCGUUGAUUUUGCGUCAAUUUAAUGGUAAAUAUGAAACAGCUGGAAAUUUUCGAUACCAGGGAGCCCCAGAAACAGGAAACUGAUAGAGUCCACUUGCAGAACAUCAAGCUGUUGGACGCGACGUACACGAUGAAGCCAAAGAUGGAUCCCAACGAGUUCAAGGCCAAGUAUUACGGCAAAUUCGGCGUCAUGAUGCAUGAACUGGUCCGUUUUUUGAUACUCUUUUGAAAUUGAAGCGCAUCUUUCAGAAAAACCAAGAAUACCUGGCGGAGCAUAUCACCGGCGCCGCUCAUUUCAACGCCGACAUUGCAUACUACCCAACUGAGUUUGUUUUUAGUAGAUGUUUAAAGCAGCAAUGAUAUUCGAAAAGUACCCUUUAAAAUCGAAGAGGCGUCAGCAUUGCUCAUGUUACCUCAGCAAGGGCAUGAAUUACAAAACAACCUAAAAAAAGAAAAACAAAACCAGCCCAGUUCAUGCCAGAAAAUGACACUGUUUCAGAAACGAGCGUUUCGCCCUGUACGACUCGAAGGACUUUGAACAAUAUGUGCGUCGCCUUGGCGUGAACGUCGGCGACCAUUUGGUCAUCUACAGCCGUGGCCCCAACGGCGGCAUUCCGUUUGCGGCCCGUGCCUGGUGGACGUUCCGCGUGAGUUGCCCCGGACUCGGCGCGGUUUACGCGCCAUUUGUAGCUCUACGGCCACAACACGGUGAGCGUGAUGAACGGCGGUCUGGAGGCGUGGAAGGCCAUCACCGGCGUCGUCAAGUCUGGCGAAGACCUCAUUUCGGUAACGAAGGAGAUGUCGUUUUUGAUCCUGAUCUGAGCGAUUUAGCCUGGAAACUGGGAGGCGAAGCCGCUGGACAAGACCUCGCUGGCCAGUUUCGAAGAGAUUCCCUUUGACAACCUCGGCAGCGUCGUCUACCUUGACGGCCGUCCGAAGGAGCUCUGGACUGGCAAGGAGCCCCUGGGAUAUCCCAACUCUUGUGAGCCUUUUCUUUUGUUUUUUCUAAAGCUUUUUAGAAGCUUUUUUCAAGUUACAAGGCUUCUUCUUCACCUGGAUAAAAUCUUUUUAUACCUGGAGAAAACUUUUCAGCGGCCACUGGAUCCCGUGUCAAGGGAGCCAAGCAUUUCCCACUGACGGAGGUCAUCGGCCCCAAGGGCUACAAGAAGAAGACGGACGUUGAUGCUGGUUUGUCCUUGGGUCAUUGACCGGAUGUAGCAUUUUUGUGAAAUGGAAUUUUUGCAAGUUUUAGUGGUCCCUCUAGAGGUUAAGGGGAAAACAGCCCGUAAGAUAUAGACUAGCAUGUCCCCUUUAGGGUCCACUAACUAUAAGCCUUGAAGGGACCGUUUUAGUGGUCCUUAUAGGGGUUAAGGGGAGAAACAGCCCGUAAGUUAUUGACUAUAACGUCCCCUAUAGGGUCCACUAACUAUAUAGAGACCGCUUUUGCACGUUUUUGUGGUCCCUAUAGGGGUCAAGGGGAAAAACAGCCCGUAAGUUAUCGACAAGCAUUUCAUCUAUAAGGUCUACUAACUAUAAGCCUUGUAGCGACCACUUUUGCAAGCUUCAGUGGCCCCUAUAGGGGUUGAUAGAGUGGUUCCAAGGGCCCCUAAGGUUGCCCCAUAGGGACCACUCUGGAAAUUACGUCUCAUUCAUUGUCGCCAUGAGAACAAUUCCAAUAGUUUUCAAAUUCAGUGAAAAUCCAUGAAAUUUCAGCCAUUUCCAAGCUGAACAUCCAACCUGGCCAACAGGUGAUUCUGUCGUGCAACCUGGGCGUCGGCGCCGCAGCUCUUUACCUCGCCUUUGCCCGCUCUGGCAUCCCCGCCAAAGUGUACAAUGUUGGUUUUUUUUUCUUUUUUUGAAGCUCGAAAAGUGCUAAUUUUAAAAAAAAUUGUUAUUUUUAUCACUGGAGCACGUUUGACUAUUAAAAAGUUGGCCUCAGAAGGCUCAUUUCUAAAAUUGAACAUUUUAUCGAUGGAGCUGGCCUCACUGACGUUUAUUUUGUUGUAAAUUUGAACUAAAGUCUCAAGCAGCAUAUUUUGCUAGUUUUUAAGAGGCUCUAAUUCCUUUUUUGAUUUGAAUUGUCUCGGGAAAUUUUUUUGAAAUUGUUUUUUUCCAUUCUGAAAAAAACAUUUGUUAGAAGUUUAUUUCACUGGCUAUAACUUUUUUUUCCGAAUAUUAAAAUUGAAUACUUGCAGGGAUCGAUGCACGAGCUGGCCCACCGAAACCCCGGAGUCAUCACGGAGAAGGGACAGUAA
Molecule: messenger RNA, 2742 nt
Organism: Caenorhabditis auriculariae
Lineage: Eukaryota; Metazoa; Nematoda; Chromadorea; Rhabditida; Rhabditidae
Source: the annotation of a GenBank genome assembly